GUAGCUUCUCCUCAAGGCAGGACUCAGAUGACACCACCCCGCCAGCGACCGGAGGAGAAACAUGGGAAGCUCUCUCUCACUUUUCAGCGGAUGAACUAUGUUUUGACACCAGGACGCGUUUGGGGGUUCGUCAUAUGAAUCCGAGCAUCGGGGAAGUUUCUGUGUUCACAGUAGCUGUGGAAAUACUUUAAAGACAGUGCAAACCAGACUCUGGAACCCACGGAGCGCCGGUGACGGAAUGUGAGAAACCCCAUUUUAGCGCAUGUUCCUCUCCAUUGUGCGCAGCCUUCUCCUGCUUUCUGCGCGGUUGGAAAGCGGAGGAGGAGGAGGAGGGACGGCUUUUAACGACUCGAUCCCUUGCCUAUGGACGACGGCGGUCCCCUCUCUCCAAAGGCAAAUGCUUUCAGUAUUGCCUCUCUGAUUUCGGCUGCAGAGCAAGCAGGAAACGCAGCGUUUGACAAACAGAGCACCGGCCUGGACAAGCCAGACCUGCACAACCACAGUUCCUUUAAAAUGCACUACAGCACUGUCACCCGGGAAAUGGAAGCCAUAUCCAGCCCGUGGCUGACGCAGCUGUCCCAUUUUUGCGAUGUUGCAGCCUUCACGACGAGCAGCCUGAGCAGCCUCAACACGCCGGGGGGCUACCACCUCUCUCCGUCCCCCGGGGACCCCUACAGCCAACAUGAGUCCCACUUCGAGCCGUGCCCGGCCGCUCAGCACAACUACAACUAUCCCGGAUCCAACCCGGGCCAGGCCCCGCCGAGCGACAACGGGACUGCAAAUUGCUCCUCGUCGUCCUCGAACUCCACACCGAACAGCAAAACUAUAGUGAAGAAGAACCCGAAAGUGGCCAACAUUAGCGUCCAGCUGGAGAUGAAAGCUUUAUGGGACGAAUUUAAUCAGCUCGGCACGGAGAUGAUCGUUACCAAGGCUGGCAGGAGAAUGUUUCCAACUUUUCAAGUGAAAAUAUUUGGGAUGGAUCCCAUGGCAGACUACAUGCUUCUGAUGGACUUCCUGCCUGUAGAUGACAAACGUUACAGGUAUGCUUUCCACAGCUCGUCGUGGCUGGUGGCGGGUAAAGCUGAUCCUGCCACACCGGGCAGGGUCCAUUACCACCCGGACUCUCCAGCCAAAGGCGCACAGUGGAUGAAGCAGAUUGUGUCGUUUGAUAAACUCAAAUUAACUAACAACCUGCUGGAUGACAACGGACAUAUCAUUCUGAACUCGAUGCACCGCUACCAGCCCAGGUUUCAUGUGGUUUAUGUGGACCCCCGCAAGGACAGCGAGAAAUACGCAGAGGAGAAUUACAAAACCUUUGUUUUUGAGGAAACCCGCUUCACAGCGGUCACAGCCUACCAGAACCACCGGAUCACGCAGCUGAAGAUAGCCAGUAAUCCCUUUGCAAAAGGCUUCAGGGACUGUGACCCAGAGGACUGGCCCAGGAAUCACAGGCCAGGCUCUCUGCCAAUAAUGAGUGCCUUUGCCAGAACAAGAAACCCAAUGUCAUCUCCCCCUCAGCAGAACGGCACAGAGAAAGAAGACAGUAGAAGGGAAUACGACCGGGACCCCAGCGGCACACCUAUACACGCUGACCCGGCUCACCAGCUGAUGUCCCGGGUCCUCAGCCCAGCCCUGCCCGUCCCAGGAGGCCUCCACGCCGUCCCGCUGACAAGUGGCCGACCCAGUCCUCCCCACGACCUUCGUUCAGAUCCACACCCUCUACCCCCGGACACCCUGCACCACCACCCCUACAAGUACCCCACCACCUAUGAACACUAUUUGGGAGCCAAGACCAGGCCGUCACCCUACCCUCUACCCAGCAUCAGAGGACACACAUACCAUCACCACAUGAACCCCGCCACAACUAACAUGUACUCAGCCACCAGCGGCCCCUCUAACUACGACUACGGGCCCAGAUAAUGACUCCUGUCCAUUAGGUCUGACGGUGCACAGCACUGUGGGAAUGGAAACGGGCAGGACAGGCAACACAAUCCUGUCCAUUGAUGGCUUAUGCAACCUGUGGGGUGCGAUCACAGUCUGAAACUCCUUUCUGCUGGAUAAACCCUGCCAUAUUUAUUUAAAGGAAAUGCAUCUCUGUGUUAAGCUUGGGCACCUGUUCUAAGCCACUGAAGAGGUCUUGCUUCGACCUUUGAACUUAAAUGGCAACGGCUCUACAUCAGGCCACCUCCUACCUGAGUAGUGCAGACAUUGAGCCAGCAAACAGAGGAGACAGGAGGGACGUCUCUACAACACAGACAAUACUUACAAUCACAGACUGGAAUUGAAUUCUUCAUUAUUAUUUUUUUUUUUUGUGUUGAAUGCACUUUUUGAUUUGCCUUGUUUUUAUUGCUUUCAAAAAAGCCAUAUGUUAUAUAGUCCAUCAACCUUAUAGGUAGACGAGAUGUUUGCAUGUUGAGCUCAUCAGAGAGGGUGUCGAAACACAUUGAAAUGUUUUUGUUUGAGGAAAAAAAAAAUCGAGAUUUGGUUUUGAAACAUUCUGAACAUCUUGAGCCGCUCUGAGAAGCUUGUACCAUGGCACUGACUUGCAGCAAUUCAAAGUAAAUAAAUGAAGCAGAAUGACUGUUCUGUAUCUGUAAAAUAAACAUUAAAUUCUUGUAAUUCAUAAAAAAAAAAAAAAAAAGUUCUUUGUGCCAAUCUUCCAUUCAAAAGUCAGAUCUGCUGAUGCACUGCUGAAGGGGGAGGGUUAAAAAGAGCUUACCUCACUGAUAGCAUUGUUCAAGUUUCUCCAGCCGGAUUUGCCCUGUCGAAAUGGGCUGAGCUGUCCGCUGCUCCCGCAGUCACAGGCAGGCUGUCUAAACAUUAGACCACACUAUAAGUCAAAUGUUGAAAUCCGCACCUGGUUUUAUGAAGAAGAAAAAAAAGGACACAUAAAUACACUCAUCAACCAGGCAUCCCAUGCACACACACGUCCCUCUUAGUCAACCUGAGUGCAACUACACUGCGCUCACAUUACAACUUUAGUUGAUUUAUUAAUAAAAAUUGUUUCAAGAGGGCAUUUUAAAUCUUCGUUUUUGCAGCGAAAGACUUUAGAAUAGUCAGAAAUACAAACAAGAUAAUAAAAAGGUGAUGUUAAUAGCGUAAAAAAUGACUGACUCAUUAGACAUUAAAGAGACCACUGUGUAAUUUAUUUAACAGUUAUUUCAUUUGUGUAAAUUCAGAUAUUUCUGUUUUUCGAGCACUAACUUUUCAGAAAAUAGGAAAAGUUGUGGAAAAACAGAGGGGGGGGAAAAACCAGCACUUCCCCUUCCCUCCCUGUAGGAUAUCAUUGCUCACAUUUAAUGGGACAGUUGGGUGAUAUUUUGAGAAUGUGACCCUCCUCCUAUCUGUGCAGCCAUUUCCAUCUCCUAUUUGAAGUCCUAUGAGGAAUGCUUUGUUGUCAAGGUUAAUCUGGUUUGGAGAGAGAGACACAGAGAGAGAGAGAGAGAGAGGGGAAAAAACCACCCAGCUUUGGGAUUUGUUGCUGUCACUACACAAAGGGAAAGGUAGCCUAAUGAUUCAUUUUAAUAAUGUAUUGUUUUUAACCCACAGAGGGAGAGCCUGAGGGCGUCUGACCUUUGACUGUUUAAUGGUUUGUAAAGGUGUCAAAGGUUAAAUAAUGUUUCCACUCAUUUAAACCUAGACUAAUUGGUUGAAUUUAUUUAUUUUGUUUGUUUGGGAGGCGACUAAAGCUUGGAUUUUACAUUUGAACCGUAUCAUGGAGCAACAUGGACGAUGACUUCUUCUGAAUUUUAAGCGAGAUGCAUUUGCUAGCUAGCUGUUAGCUUCAUGAAAAAGCUAACUCACGAUAAAAUGUAUAAAAUAGGCAACAUUUAGUAAUUUGUUUAAAAUUCAACACCUCUAGUUAUUAAAUUUAGAAACUGUUUAAA
Molecule: messenger RNA, 3887 nt
Organism: Stegastes partitus (bicolor damselfish)
Lineage: Eukaryota; Metazoa; Chordata; Actinopteri; Pomacentridae
Gene: tbx1
Product: T-box transcription factor 1
Exons: 8
Coding region: 364-1920 (518 amino acids)
Biological process (GO): regulation of transcription by RNA polymerase II; cell fate specification; positive regulation of DNA-templated transcription
Cellular component (GO): nucleus; chromatin
Molecular function (GO): RNA polymerase II cis-regulatory region sequence-specific DNA binding; DNA-binding transcription factor activity, RNA polymerase II-specific
Source: RefSeq, a predicted model, not a curated record